Messenger RNA from Ciona intestinalis (vase tunicate), 1674 nucleotides. Lineage: Eukaryota; Metazoa; Chordata; Ascidiacea; Phlebobranchia; Cionidae. The record is from RefSeq and is a predicted model, not a curated record.
AUAUUUCAGAUAUGGUAUGAGUAAACAUACUUUGCGAAAAACGUGUAUAGCGUCUUCAUUAAAUUGAUAUCAAAUAGAAACGAGGAUUUGGCCACUCGGAGCGUACACUAAACAGUAUUACGUAAGUAAUCACACAAUUACUAGUCAGCAUAGAUGAUUAUGCACUUUUCUUAUCGAGAACAUAGUAGUACGGCUUAGUCACGUUGCCACAAGAGGUAUACGACAAUACUGUUUUAAGGUAAAUAGCUGUAGACAUGGCUACAAUUCCAAUCGUCGAUUUCGGUCAGUGUAGCGUUGGUCGUGAACACGUUGGGACAGAUCAACUACAAAAAGUCGGAGAGGAAAUAUACAAUGCGUUCACAAAUGUUGGUUUUGUUUACCUCGUCAAUACUGGAAUACACAGCACUUCGGUUGACGAGGUAAAUAAAGUAGCUUUGGAUUUCUUCACAAAACCUGAAGAUGAGAAAUUAAAGUUUGGUAGAAAUGUCAACAAUUUCGGAUACGACUCUAUUGGAAAGGAAAAGUUAGAUGAUGGAAGCCCAGGUGAUUAUAAGCUUUCAUUUAACAUGGCUUGUCGCACGUAUAACGACCCAUGCAUUAAAUGGCCGGAUGAAUUAGUUCCACAAUUUUCUUCCACCGUGAAAUCAUUUAUGAAAGAUUGCAAAUGUCUUGCUCUCAGAAUUUUGGAUUCUUUAUCAUUUGGGCUAAAAUUACAGGACAACCAACAACUAUCAGCACUUCAUGAAUCGAUUCUAUGUGCAAAUAAUCAUUCUUCGUUACGGUGCCUUUAUUAUCCACCUAUUACACAAGAGUUAGAGAAAGGUCAAAUACGAUUGCUUGAACACACCGAUUAUGGCCUAAUGACACUUCUCUUUCAAGAUUCUGUUGGUGGAUUGCAGAUCAAAUCGCGAGAUGGGACUUAUAUCGAUGCCUGCCCAAUACCAGACACUGUUUUGAUAAAUGUGGCAGAUUUGUUACAAUACUGGACACAUGGAGACCUAAAAUCUACGCCACAUCGCAUCUUGGUUCCAGAUGAUACAACUAAGAGGGCUACCCCACGACAAUCGAUUGCUUUCUUUGUCCAUCCUUCUGAGGACUUGCUGGUUUCAAACACAUUAUUUAAACAAGAAAGAAAAUUAACUGACGAAACAACUUUACGAAAUUUUUCAAAAAAAGACUUGGAGAAAAUGACAGUUGGUGAAUAUGUGCAGAGUCAAUUCAAUAGAACGUACACACGAUAACUUCAAAUUAUCAUUAAGUUUAAAUUUUAUGAACUCACUUAUAGAGUAUAAGUAUGUUGGAUUUAAACUGUUUAUCUCCAAAGAGGAAAUAUGCGAGUGCUGUGUUGUGUUCUUUUUUCCGCACUAGUAUAUAUGCAAAUGCUUGAUUUUUUGUAUAAUUACUAUUGGUGACUUGCAUGUAGCUUCGUAAACAUAAAAUACACAAACCAAAUACACAAACAAAUUGUAAGCCAUUAUUACUUUGAAUAUAUUUUUGCAACGAAACUAAAGAUCGCCGAAUAUUGUCGUUUUUUUUAUUUAAAAAUCUCAAUCUUCUAUAUUGGAGUGCAUCGUAAUUUCAUUGUCGUCCGUAUGCUCCGCGUCAUAACGCAGUUUUGCGUACUUGCUCUCAAAAAAUCCCGCCUGAAUAAAAAUAUACACGGUGUGAAAAGAA